Molecule: messenger RNA, 4251 nt
Organism: Mya arenaria
Lineage: Eukaryota; Metazoa; Mollusca; Bivalvia; Myida; Myidae
Exons: 7
Coding region: 473-1669 (398 amino acids)
Source: RefSeq, a predicted model, not a curated record
ACUAUUUGCCGAAAAUCAGACUUGGUCGAAAUGACAAUAGGUUCACGAACUGGUAAAUAUGAUAUUGCUAUAAGCAGAAUUAUUGAGAAAAAAAACGCAGGCAGCAUAUUCGAAUGAGCUCCUUCAUAUGACGAUAACAAGGAUUGGUUCGUUACGAAUAAACUGACAAAGAUAAUACGUGUCAUGAAAACGAAGUUGUAUAUCCUUCGUAGUUACGACUGUCAAUGGUGGUACAAGACAUCGGUGUCCGCAAGAACAUUGUGCACAUGCACAGAGAGACGACGGUUUUCAAAACUUGUUGUACCGACUCCGACCGGUCGGGUCACAUCUGACGUGCUUGAAUACCACGGGAAUUUACUAAAAUGGAUCUGUCAAGCAACCACCAAUCUUUUGCAUCAAUUGGCUCCAGACUUCUGUCGAACAAAAAACGUUUAUUGAAGCAAGAGAUUUUUUGGGAAAUUUUAUUGAAAAUAUGCCCGAAGGCAGUAUUGCAACAAUUUUUGUUGUGAAACAAAACGGCAACUAUAGAAACAUUACCAUUACACAGGAUUCUACAGACAUCAAAUGGAAAGAAGAAGUGCUAAGUAUCAACAACGUCGCAUCUGGAAAUGAAAUAUCCGCCACAAGGUUGAACUCCAAUACCAUCCAAUGCUUUCAUAAUUAUCCCCGCAAAAGGCCAAAACGAGCUAAGAUUAGCAUCAUCUUGACUGACCCAAAGGUUCAGAUUCUCGGUGCAUUUCGAGACGAGGGUAUUAAAACGUAUGUAGUAUUAUCUGGAAAAGCUACUACAGACAGAGAACCAUGGCCAGCUUUUGCUACAGACGAGGAACAUGUUUUCUUCCUAAAUGAAUCGAACAGAUUACAUGAGCUUCUGAACAAAGAUGCCCUAAUACUAUGUGGGAUUCAUGAGUACAUGGACAUUUAUUGCACGCCUUGCAGUGACCAUUGUUUCGCUGAUGGCGAUGAGCCAUUGUGUGCACCACGUUACACAUUAGUGUGUAAAUAUUACCUCCAGCAUUUACACGAAGCUGUCAAAACCGAGGCAACAACUCACCAAGUGGAAACGGGAACCACAACAACAAGACAAAACAAUACUAACGAUGCGAAGGAAACCAGCCAUGAUGAAGCUAAACCGACUUUGAUAUUGGCAAUUGUAAUUGCUAUCGGUGUUGUUGUUGUUGUUGUUGUUGCCGGAAUUGUGUUAUGGAGAAAGUGCAGAAACGCAACUCAUCGUGAAAAUGCUCCACAAGACAGGCCAUCUUCUGUCGCGUCAUCAACUUCUCGAAAUCAAAGCUACUUGUCGGUGGCCACUACCGAUGAAACUCCGUCCCGUGUAGGAGAUUCAACUCCGUCCAUUGUUUUGCCGCCAACUCCGCCAUAUAGGUCUCCUACCACUUCUAAGAAAACUCCACCCAGACGACCACCACCACCGUCCGAUAGAUCUUCAAUUUCGUCCAAUAUUACUUCCCCAAAUCCGCCUCAGAGACCUACAUCUUCGACUUUUGGGUCUACAACUGGAAUUCCAGUGGUUCAAGAUGAUGAUGCCACUAACGAGGAAGAAAACAUCAUGCUUCCACUAAAGCAUGUCCUAAAAGAGGCAGAUGUAUGGGGAGCCAGAGAUUAUCAGCCCGUAUCUGAUACACACGCAGGUGUGACACCAGUGCAGUAAUAUAGUUAUUGCUUUGGAGACAAGUUUGACCAUGAAACUGUGAGAGAAGAUAAUAUCUUGAGAUGAUGACAAAGUUGGAUGUUGUGGUCGAGAGGUAUCAAAAGAAGUUAACUGUUCUAUCACAAUAAAAAAAAGUAACCGAAACACUAUCAACUUACAUAAUGUGAAAAAGUGUCAUAAGAUAAGUACUGUUAAGGAAUUAGUACGAACUAUUGAGGGAAUUUAACAUUUAGACUUAAUAAUCAUCAAACUAAAAGCAGACCUUGAAAAUUCCAAAACAUACAAUGAUACAUUUCGAGGGCAAAGAGAAAGUACACAUAAGCACUUUCAAAUAAACCUUUUCCGGAUGUUCGAUACAAGAUACAAGACAUUUUAAUCAAAUAACAGUAGCUCUAUGACCUAUUGGCGGGUUAAUGAGAAAUUGUAUUGUUAAUCAAAAUUAGAACCCACGUUAUUUUUAUAUAAUAUAAUGAUAAUAUUAUAUUAUAUUGUUGUAUAAAUGUAUGUUUAAUUUUACUCCUAAAAUGUAUUUUUAACAGGGUCCGUGUUAAAUUACGUUUUUAGUCAAAAAUUAAACCGGUAUUUUUUCAUUUUAAUGACCAAUUUAUACAAAAAAAGCAAUGAUAAAAAAACUAACAAUAUAACUUGUAAAUACAAUGUAUAACAAUUAUUUACAAAUUUUAUGUCCAUAAUGACUGCAUCAAAUAAUUUUGAAAUAUAAGAAUUCGCUUUCCUAAGUCUGAGUUUAAAACUCAAGACGUUGGAGAAUAUGGGCCCUGUUUUCUUAACUACAAUAAAAAACAAUAGUUAUUUAUUUUUAUAAUACACAAGGCCACCGGCCCAAAAUACAUAUCUAUAAUGUUCAAAGAGUGAUGUAUAUUUUAUGUAAUGCAUGCACAAUAAAUAAUGACAGUACAUUUACAUAUAUCAUGCUCUGUAAGUUUUUAAACAGGAACAAUAAUAUAUAUAAUUAUAUAUAUAUAUUUAAUUUCGUUUAAGUAAGUCUCUCUUAAUUCAAAUGACAACUUCCAAGUACUUCGACAAUGUAUAUAUGCAAUGAAUUCGUUCAUCUGUCAACAACUGUACACAUUUUGUUUCACUGUUAACAAUAUUGUCCAUGUCAAGAAGAUAAAUUGUCCUUAAUUCCUCAUAUAGUGGACAAUCUGUAAGAAAAUGAAUCUCAUUUUCAACAACAUAUACGUUUCUCUUAAGGCAAAAUGUACAAAAUCUUAAGUCUUUUUCAAUAUUUAAAGAUCACCCUUAUUCAAUAUUUAAUGCAUGACUUGAACAUCUAAAGUUUGAUAAUAAUAUUUUAUAUUGAAACCCUGUAAAGUGGACGACUGAUAAGAUUAUUCUGAAUUGAAAACAUGAGAGAUACAAAUCUAAUUUGUCAAUUAUUAGAUUGCCAAUUUAUAAAUUUAACCUUUAAAGCUGCACUCUCACAGAUUGGCCAUUUUAACAACUUUUUUAUUUUUUGUCUUGGAAAGAGCAAAAUCUUGCGUAAAUGUCUGCAAACCAAUGAUAUAAGAUUGCUGACAAAAAAUCAGAUCGUAUAUUUUCAUAUUUCCGUUCGAAAAUUAAUGUUUUAUAGCUUAAACCAACGGUUUAAGCAAAAUGCAUAACACAUCAAUUUUUGAACUUACUAUAUAUAAAAAAUCUGCGAUCUGAUUUUUGGUCAGCAGUCUUAGUUUAAACAUAUUUAUUUUACAACGAUUGUGAAACAAGUUUGUUACAACAUUACAUUAAUCACUCUCGUUGCCACGAUUUUACGCGAGAGUGUGGUCUUGUGUUGUGGGGGAAACCGGAGAACCCGGAGAAAACCCACUUGUCCGGCUUGGUGACCACGAACCAAACUCACAUGCGCCCGAGCCGGGAAUCGAACCCGGGUCGCCUAGGUGAGAAGCGAGUGCGCUAACCAUUGCGCUAACCGAACAACCAUAGCAGUCUUAUAUAACUUGUUUCCUUGGAUUGUUACAAAAAUUGGUUCGUUCCAAGAGUUUUUUUUUAAAAAGUUGUUAAACGUUCGAUCUGUGAGAGUGCAGCUAUAAGUGAUAUGAAUGGCGUUGCUAAUUGUGGAAUCUGUAUUUUGACAUCUUAUUUUACAUUCGGUGUUUUGUCUCUAGCUUAUGUCUCUUUUUGCAUCACUGCUUUCUUGCCUAAAGUCUUCAUACAAUCGUUUGUUCCAGUCUUUUUUACAUUUUUUCAAAACAGAGUGUUUAAUAUAAAAAAUAGUCCACUUAGUAUACUUGUAUCAUUCUCUUGCGUGGAUGUAAAAUAGUUUUAUAAGUUUAACAUUAGCAUUUGAAGUGGUAAUAUUAUUCAAAAUUUAAUUCACCAAAAUAAACAACAAUAUCCAUCCGUGUAAAGCAUAUCCAUGAUUAUAACUAAAUCCAAUUUAGUUUGUUCAAUGAAAAAAGGGAAACGCACAGGGGCGGAUCCAGCAUUCCACGUUAGAGGAGUGUAACUAAGGGUGUAAUAUUUUGAAAUAUAUACGCCUUUCUCUUUAGAACCGAAAUGAAUUUGGCUUUAAAUGUUGGCAGGUAGGUUGGGAGGUUGGGCGGGGAAAGGGGGGGGGGUACUCC